Molecule: messenger RNA, 3827 nt
Organism: Daphnia magna
Lineage: Eukaryota; Metazoa; Arthropoda; Branchiopoda; Diplostraca; Daphniidae
Gene: eIF3a
Product: eukaryotic translation initiation factor 3 subunit A
Exons: 12
Coding region: 139-3651 (1170 amino acids)
Biological process (GO): translation reinitiation; formation of cytoplasmic translation initiation complex
Cellular component (GO): eukaryotic translation initiation factor 3 complex, eIF3m; eukaryotic translation initiation factor 3 complex, eIF3e; multi-eIF complex
Molecular function (GO): mRNA binding; translation initiation factor activity
Source: RefSeq, a predicted model, not a curated record
UUAGUUCUCCGGUUCUUACGGAAACUACACUCGGUGAAAAAUUUGACGGCCAUUUUGCUGUGUCAGCCACGUUGCUUGAGCACUCCGUGUAAAAGGAAAGCGUUCUAAUAGCGUUCGACGUGUUAUGCGAAUUUAAAGAUGUCUCGUUUCUAUCAAAGACCUGAAAAUGCUCUUAAGCGAGCAAAUGAAUUUAUUGAAGUGGGGAAGCCUAUCCGGGCCUUGGAUGCCCUGGCUGAAGUUAUCAAGAGCAAGAAAUAUCGAUCAACAACAUAUUCCGAAAAGAUAUUGGAACCCAUCAUGAUCAAGUACUUGGAGCUUUGCGUUGAUCUGAAGAAAGCAUACAUGGCUAAAGAAGGCUUAUUCCAAUAUCGUAAUAUGUGUCAAUCAGUGAAUGUUGCUUCUCUAGAAAAUGUAGUGCGAUUCUAUCUUAAUCUGGCAGAAGAAAAAACAGAAGCUGCUCGUCAAGAAUCCCAUCAAGCUGUUGUGGAUAUUGAUGAUUUAGACAAUGUUGCAACUCCUGAAAGUAUUUUACUAAGUGCUGUCAGUGGGGAAGAUGCUCAAGACAGGUCUGAUCGUGUGAUUUUGACACCAUGGGUCAAAUUUCUUUGGGAAUCUUACAGGCAGUGUUUGGAGUUACUUCGAACCAAUUCAAGAGUUGAAAAGUUGUAUCAUGACACUGCUCAGCAUGCAUUCAAGUUCUGCUUGAAGUAUGCUAGAAAAACUGAGUUUCGCAAGCUUUGUGAGAAUUUAAGAUCACAUCUUGCCCUAAUGGUUAAAGGAACCCCAUCUGUAACUGCUGUUAAUUUGAGCAAUCCUGAAACUCAGCAAAUGAAUUUGGAAACUAGGCUUUUACAGCUUGAUUUUGCAAUCCAAAUGGAACUGUGGCAAGAAGCAUACAAAGCCAUUGAAGACAUUCAUGGAUUGAUGAUUUUGGCCAAGAAGAUGCCGCGCCCGCAACAAAUGGCCCAAUAUUACCAAAAGAUUGCUCUUGUUUUCGGGAAGUCAGGAAAUCACCUAUUUCAUGCUGCAGCUCUGUUUCGUCUUUUCCAACUGUCACGCGACUUGAAAAAAAACAUUACGACUGAGGAGCUUCAGAAACUAGGAUCCCGCGUUCUUGUUGCCACCCUAGCAGUACCACUACCAUCUGCUCAUCCCGAGUUCGAUCGUUUCAUUGAAACGGAAAAAAGCUCAUUGGAAAAGACUCAAAAACUUGCUACUCUUCUUCAUUUGAAUCAGCCUCCUACCCGAAAUGGAUUAAUUAAAGAUUUGGUCAGACUUGGUGUGGUGGCAACAGCGAUGCCUCAGUUGCAGCAAUUGUACAAUUAUUUGGAAGUGGAAUUCGACCCGUUACAUUUGUGUAACAAGGUUAAAACUAUCUUGACGUUUAUGGCCGAUGUUGAAGAAACGUCUUAUUUGAGCCAAUACAUUCACGCCUUGGAAGAAAUAACACUCACGAGAUUGGUCAAACAAAUAGCUCAGCUCUAUUCUUCUAUUCGUUUCGAACGUUUGGUGCAGUUAGCUCCUUUCGCAUCCCCGUUUGACUUGGAACGCAUUGUCGUGAAUGCAGUCCGUCAUACUGAUAUGCAAAUAAGAAUCGAUCAUCGCAACAAUUGCCUCCAUUUCGGCACGGAACUAUUUGAAGCCCAAAGAGAAGAUUUGCCAGAAGGACCAACUCUACAGGCGAUGCCAUCCGAACAGAUCCGAACUCACCUUAUUUCAAUGUACUGCGUGCUUAACAAAGCGACAAUCGCUGUAGUUGGAAAUGCUCCUACCAAGGAAGAGAGGCAGAUGAAGGCCCAGAUUGCUGCUCUUUAUCACCAAAAUAAAGUGAGAGAUCAUCACCAACUUCUUAGUCGUCAAAAAAUUAUUGAAGAUCGUAAAGAAUACCUUGAGAAACUGAACACGGAACGUGAAGAAGAAGAAGGCCGUCGUCAAGAGGAACUGAUUAGGCAACAGCUGUUGGCAGAACAACGCCGACUUGAUGCUGAGCGCCAAGAACGAGAGAGGCUUCGUCAAGAAGCAGAACUCCGUCAAGUUCAAGCAAGGCACCUUAAGGAGAAAGUUGCCCAAUUUAGCCAGACCGCUAUUGGCCAAAAAGUUAUUAAAAAGAUGGAAGAUGAAGAUAUAUCAAAAUUAGACCCAGACGUGAUAAUGGCACGCCAGCUGGAAGAAUUAGAAAAAGAGAGGAAGGAGUUACAGACCAAGUUGAGGAGUCAGGAAAAAAAAGUUGACUUCUUGGAACGUGCUAAACGGAUUGAAGAAAUUCCUCUUCUGGAAAAAUACCUGGCUGAACGCAAGGUUCAAGAUAAAUUAGCAUGGAAACAGCAAGAAGAAGAGCGAAUUGCCCAACUUCAAGAAGAACGCAAAGUAGCAAUGCUUCACCGCGAUCGUCUGAUGCGGAUGCGAAACGACAAAGAAAAGUUCAUUGACAACCUGAAAUCAGCACGAAAGAAUAUAUUUAAAGAAAAGUUAACCGAAUUCGAAUCCAUGUAUGACGCUGUGAGAACCGAACGUCUCAAACAACGCAAAGAACAGCGAAGAGAGCAACGUCGUAUACAGUGGGUUAAAGAGAGGGAAGAAGCGGAACAAAGGAAACGCGACGAAGAAUUGAAGAGGCAGAGAGAAGAAGCAGAACGCAUUGAGCAAGAACGUCGUCAAGCAGAACUUGAUGAACUCCGUAAACGGCGUGAAGCUGCUGACCAAGUUUUACUGAAGCAAAGAGAACGCGAAAGAGAAAUCGAGGAGAAGCAAAAGCGACGAGAAGAGGAGGAACGGGAACGAGACCGCGAAGCCCGUGAAAAAGAGAGAGAGAACGUGAAUCCUUCCAUGAAAGAGCGUCCCGCCGAAUCUAGUUGGCGAAGAGGUCCUCCCGAAAACGUCGAAAGCCGACAGGCGGAGCCAUACAGACCACCUAAAGAAACUAAAUGGCGCAACAAUCGAAGUGAGAAAUAUUCUUCCCGUCCGGAAGCUGACGACAUUGAACGUCGUGAUGACAGAGAUCGUCGUGAAGUGGAUGAUCGUCGUGAACCAGAGCCUCGCCGUGAACCAGAGCCUCGCCGUGAACGCGAUGAUCGUCGUGAACCCGAGCCAUCAAGCUGGAGGACUGCUAAAGACGUGGAACGUCCUCGUGAACAACGACCUGAACGGGGUGGUCGGGAUUUUGCUGCUCUCAGGGAUCCUACAAGAAAGAAUAUCGAAUUGGAUCGUCCAUCUCAAUUCCGCGAUGACGAAAAAUUCCGCCGUGAUGAUCGAGAGAUUCGCCGUGACGAUCGAGACAUACGUCGCGAUGAUCGUGAGUUUCGUCGUGAUGAUCGUGAAAUCCGUCGUGAUGAUCGAGAGAUUCGUCGUGACGAUCGGGAGAUACGUCGUGCAGCUCCACCGUCUGCCUCACGGGAUGGUGAAUCGAACUGGCGAUCUGCACGUGGCCCUGUAGAACGUCCUGCGGAGCGAGGUGGAGAUAGGGAGCAAAUGUAUCGUCAACCGCGAUCCGAACGUGAGGACGUCGGAGUGCGUCCUGCUCGUUCAGGUGCUGAUCGCGAAGAGCGCGAGCGACCCGACUUUCGUUUUGGCGAUCGGGAACGGGAAAAACCCAAGAUUGAACGAAAAGAAAUUGAUGCCGACGGAUUUACUAAAGUGAGCAGCCGACGGUAAACUUCUCGUGAAAUUUUGAUGUCUUCCUGAGGAAACUUGAAAACAAAAAUACGCAGCAGUUAAUCCAUUUUCUUUUAUGUUACAUUACAUUACCCUUUGGAAAAUAGAACUAAUCGUUAGCUUUGCCUCGGUUAUAGCAACAGACAGCCGGUUAUCGAAUACAUGGGUUUCCUCAG